Messenger RNA from Cotesia glomerata, 714 nucleotides. Its product is annotated as RRP15-like protein. The coding region runs from base 158 to 706 and encodes 182 amino acids. Gene Ontology annotation, biological process: maturation of LSU-rRNA; maturation of 5.8S rRNA. Lineage: Eukaryota; Metazoa; Arthropoda; Insecta; Hymenoptera; Braconidae. The record is from RefSeq and is a predicted model, not a curated record. The transcript is spliced from 3 exons. Gene Ontology annotation, cellular component: preribosome, large subunit precursor.
UGGUUGGAAUUAGUUUAUUUACACUCGCGUGGUGGUCACAUGCUUGAAUUUUAUAAAUAAAUACAAUUUUUAAUUUUAGUUCAUUUAUUAAAAGAAAGUUUAUAAUAAAUUAAUAAUUAUAUCAUUUUAAAGUUUUGUAAUUAUCGGCUGUCCAAAAAUGAGUAUUGAAGAAACGAGUCCAGAAAACUCCUCGGAGUCUGACAACGAGCGUGAAGACUCCGAAGUUGAGAAUAGUGAUGCAGAAACGUAUGUACCAGGUUCAAAGUUCCAUGGCAACCCGGGUCUAGCAGACGUGUUUCGAAAAAUAUUAAAAACAAAUAAACCUAAAAAAAAAAAAACUCUGGUGUUGUCUCGUGCUAAAAAGCUCAAUGAAAUAAAACCCAAGGCCGAGGCUGGCGCUGAGGAUGACAAGAGCGCAGUCAAGAAGCCUGAAAGUGAGGAGAAGAAGGAAAAAAAAUCUAAAGGUGUCUCCUUGAGAAUAAAACCGUCAGUACUGAGUCGUGGACGCGAGAGAACUUUACAAAAAAUAGCAACAAAAGGUGUAGUUCAAUUAUUCAAUAUAGUGUACAAACAACAAAUGGAAAUAGAUCAAAAGUUAGAAGAAGCUGGUCCCUUGAUGCGUAAACAGGAAAAAGUACUCGAGAGUAUCGACAAAAAUACAUUUUUAGAUCAUCUUAUGGGUGGAACUAAAAGUGUUAAGGCUUAGACGACAAU